AAAAAAAAGAAUAAAAAUGAAUCGUAGGCAUAUAAUUUAAUGAAAAUAAAAUAUUUAUCUUUAAUUUAGAAGAUUCAAAUGGUAAUGAUGAUAAUGGUGUUUUAAAUCAUGAUGAAUCAAAUAAUCAUCAUUUAAAUGAUAAUGAUCCAAAUGAUAAUGAUGAUGUUUUAAAUACUCAUAAUGAAUCAAAUCAUGUGGAUUUAACUGAUAAACAAGUUGAAGAGUGUAUUACAUCCAUAAAUAAUACACUUGAAGCUUGUACUACAUUAGUCGAUUCCAUAAGAUUAUUUAAUAAUUUAGAUAAUGAUCGAAAGAGUCUAAUGAUUAAUCAUAUGUCAAUAAAGGAAUUUGAACCUGAUCAAAUAAUAAUUGAAAAAGGUCAAAUAGGUACAAAUUUCUACAUUAUUAUGGAAGGUACAGCUGCUAUUUAUGAAGAAGGUGAAGAUAAACCAAUACCAUCAAUGUUAGGAAAAUUACAAUAUUUUGGUGCUUUAUCACUUCUGUUGAACAAAGCACAUGAACGGUCAGUACGUGCUACAUCAGAAUUAAAAUGUGGGGUGUAA
Molecule: messenger RNA, 563 nt
Organism: Rotaria sordida
Lineage: Eukaryota; Metazoa; Rotifera; Eurotatoria; Philodinida; Philodinidae
Source: the annotation of a GenBank genome assembly